ACCUGUACACGUAGCCAGUUUUCAUAAAACCACGGUCAUAAUGCUGUCCAUCUUUGCCAGAAGGUGUUUGGGAACAGUUGGACGCAGUGUCAUUCCUAAGGCUUGCCAAUUUUCUACACAAAUCGGUGAAAACCGAGCUGAGAAAGGACUUGUUCUUGGACUCUAUGAACAAGAAAUUGAUACUGAAGAACCGCGCCUCUCACCUACCGCCAUCCAUUUUGAUGCGAAAACCGAUGGACAACUUUUGAACCUCAUCAAAGAAUGCAACCUUAAGGGCAAGCUGGGGAGUGUGAAGGUGUUCAACAAUUUGGACCCUGAAAUCGGAUCGAUUGCCAUCGUUGGACUGGGCAUCGAGGGAGCCGGGUUCAACGAACUCGAAAUCAUUGAUGAGGGUAUGGAAAAUGUGCGCAUUGCUGCCGGCGUAGGCGCGAAGAUGUUGGCCAACGAAGGCUGCACACAGAUAUACGUCGAUCCAAUGGACUAUCCGGAACAGGCUGCGGAGGGAAGUGGUCUCGCAACAUGGCGCUAUCAGGCCAACAAAACAAAGAAGGACCGUAAGCCCAUUCCGAAGCUAGAUCUGUACGAUUCGACCGAAGUCGACGCUUGGACUCGGGGACUUUUUAAAGCGGAUGCACAAAAUUUGGCCCGCAGUUUAUCGGACGGUCCUGGUAACCAGAUCACGCCGACGUCAUUCGCUCAGGCAGCUGUCGAUGCUCUUUGCCCAUGCGGAGUCAAUAUCGAGGUACGCAACAAAGACUGGGCCGAAGCGAAAAGCAUGUCCUGUUUUCUGUCUGUAGCCAAGAGCUCCUGUGAGCCGCCAAUUUUUCUCGAAAUCAGCUACUGCGGAGACGAUAAAUCGGGUCGUCCGAUUAUGCUCGCAGGGAAAGGCAUGACAUUCAACAGCGGAGGAUUAUGCUUGAAGGAUCCGGAAGAUAUGGCCAAGUAUCGGGCCAGUAUGGCCGGUGCUGCCACAGUCGUUGCCACAAUACGUGCAGCUGCCGCACUCUCGCUUCCGGUGAAUCUGGUUGGGCUAAUUCCAUUGUGUGAGAAUAUGCCUUCGGGAAUGGCAUUCAAGCCGGGCGAUGUCAUCACGGCCAUGAAUGGUAAGACAGUAGCCGUCCACGACACGAACAAUGCCGGACGGUUGAUGUUGGCGGAUGCGUUUAUCUACGGACAAACCACCUUCAAGCCGAAAAUUGUUGUCGAUGUGGCCACACUCUCGGACGGUAUUAUCCAUGCACUAGGAGGCGCUGCGAGCGGCGUCUUUUCCAACUCUGACUUUUUGUGGUCUCAGAUACAGAAAGCCGGUGCCCUCAGCGGCGACCGUGUUUGGCGUAUGCCGUUGUGGCAAUACUAUACUCAUAAAGUCACUGAUUACAGCAACGUGGACAUCAGCAAUGCUGGCCGCGGCAAGGGAAGUGCCUGUUUAGGUGCGGCUUUUUUGAAAGAGUUUGUACCAUGUGUGGACUGGGUACACAUGGACAUAACGGGUGUUGGAAUGCUCAAGAGAGGUGCCGGUAUUCCGUAUCUCGAAAAUGAUCGAAUGACUGGGCGUCCAACGCGAACAUUGAUUCAAUUCCUUUACCAAAUGGCCUGUCCCGAGCAACAGAAGCAGGGUCUCAUCGAGCAAAAGAAAACAUAA
Messenger RNA from Anopheles maculipalpis, 1642 nucleotides. Its product is annotated as cytosol aminopeptidase-like. NCBI's taxonomy places the organism in Eukaryota, Metazoa, Arthropoda, Insecta, Diptera, Culicidae. Gene Ontology annotation, cellular component: cytoplasm. Gene Ontology annotation, molecular function: manganese ion binding; metalloaminopeptidase activity. The transcript has 4 exons. Gene Ontology annotation, biological process: proteolysis. The record is from RefSeq and is a predicted model, not a curated record. Bases 41 to 1642 code for a protein of 533 amino acids.